UCACUGUUUGACACAUGAUAGUUAUGACAUCAGUCAGUGAAACUUAAAUUCAAUUCUAACCUCACAAUUUUAAGUGCAGGUCUAAAUAAAAAACAAUUUUAAUUUAGUAAAUCAAAGUGUUUUUAUUUAUAUUCAGACAGAGAAUUCUGAUUUAUAUAAGCACGCUCGAUAUUUUCUAUUGAUCACUCAUAAUUUCUUCAUAGUAGGUAUUUUGAUGAGCGCACAAUAUUUUUACUUGGAGAUCUCGUGAGUAACAAAAGUGCAACAUUGCGUAAUAUAUAAUCCGAACUGAGGGAACAUUAGAAAUGAGGGAUGUUAUAUCGGCGUUCAGGUGCGGUGAAGAGCUGAGCCGGUUAUCGGUGCGCAGCGGCGUCGAGGAAGCUGUCAAGAGUGUGUUCGGCGAGUGUGGCGCCGCCAGCCUGCGCGUGGACGUGCUGAGCGCCGCCGCCGGGGUCGCGCUGCUCCGCGUGCCCGCCGCCCAGCUACGCCGCGUGCGCGCCGCGCUGCUGCUGCACGCGCGUCCGCGCUUCUCGUCCGUCUGUGCCGCGCCCGCGCUCCUCGCGCUGCUCUGACCACUCAAGUCACGGCAUUGUUUUCUUGAAUACCAAUACUAGUAUACCACUGGCAAUGGCGACUCGGUCGGUGCUGUCCUCCGGGCUGGACGGUAAGGAUGUGGUGAUCGUGGCGACGCGUGAGGAACUGGCGACGCCCAGCAAGGUGAGCCUGCCGGAGCCGGAGCCCGCGCCGGGUCUCAUUCUGCCAGACGGCUCCAUCAACUGGGGCUGCCCCUGCCUGGGCGGCAUGGCCACUGGGCCCUGCGGCACACAGUUCAGGGAAGCAUUCUCCUGCUUCCACUACAGUGACGCGGAUCCCAAGGGCAGCGACUGCUACGAGAAAUUUAGCGUGAUGCAGGAGUGCAUGUCGCACUACCCCGAGCUGUACGGCAAAGACGAGGACGACGAGCUCGCCGCCGCCAUCGACUCCGCCGCCGACGCCGACAAGCCCGAGCCCGCCGCCGAGCGAGCCGCCCCCGCCGCCGCCGCGCCCGCCGGGGACGCGCGCUAGCCGCCUCCUGGCUUUGUUCUACUGCAAACGGACACACGAUUAGUGAAUGUGUUUGUCGCUUAUUUAGUUGGUGUGGUAGUCUGGUCAAAAUAGUCAUAACAAAAAUUCCUGGAAAGCCAAAUUUUGGUAGAGAGCUUGAGUUUACCAUUAUAAAUAAAAUAUUUAAAAAAUA
Molecule: messenger RNA, 1237 nt
Organism: Helicoverpa zea (corn earworm)
Lineage: Eukaryota; Metazoa; Arthropoda; Insecta; Lepidoptera; Noctuidae
Product: mitochondrial intermembrane space import and assembly protein 40
Exons: 3
Coding region: 628-1065 (145 amino acids)
Biological process (GO): protein import into mitochondrial intermembrane space
Cellular component (GO): mitochondrial intermembrane space
Molecular function (GO): protein-disulfide reductase activity
Source: RefSeq, a predicted model, not a curated record